Molecule: messenger RNA, 3083 nt
Organism: Oryza sativa Japonica Group (Japanese rice)
Lineage: Eukaryota; Viridiplantae; Streptophyta; Magnoliopsida; Poales; Poaceae
Source: RefSeq, a predicted model, not a curated record
CGCAUCCCCUCAGUCCGCCGCACCAGCGAGUCUCGCUUGCGAAAAAAAAGGAGGCGGCGGCGCAGCGCAUCUGCCUGAGGCACACCAGCGACGGCGACGAACCGGUGGCAGCGGUGAGCAGACGAGGGCGACAACGCACGGUGGCGGCGCACGACGGCGGAGGCUCACAGCGGCAGCGCACGGCGGCGGAAGCUCGAGGAAGCCGGUCCCUAUCCCCCAGCACCACAAGGCAUGGCUGAAAAUGUGCCAUCGAAGAGUGUUAAAAUGCCAAUUGACUAUGCUGAUUGGAAUGACUACAACACUAGAGUUGUGUGUGAGAUUUUUGCUGAUCAAGUAGUUGCGGGUAAUCGUCCAAAUACCCAUUUAUCCAAUUCUGGGUAUGACGAAGUCAUUGAGCAAUUUGCCUCAAAGACAGGGCUGAGGUACACUAGGCUUCAAAUUAAGAACAAAUGGGAUAAACUUAGGAUUGAGUACAAUUGUUGGAAGAAGUUGAAAUCUCAAACAGGUUUGGGAUGGGAUGACGCAAGGCAAACCGUCACAGCUACAGCAGCACGUUGGAAACAACUUAAAGAAGAUAUAGCAGGCUGCCUCAAAUUUAGAAAGGCCGGCUUGCAAAAUGAGGAGUUACUUGAGAAGAUGUUUGAAGACAUUCGCAAUACCGGUGCCGACCAUUGGUCUUUAGGGCAAGGCACCAUACCAUCAGCCACCACUAAUGGCACUAUUCAAAUUGCCGAUGUCAAUGAGAUUGACGAUGAGACGGAUGAAGAUGAACCAAGCGCAAAGAGAAAGAGAGGAGAUAGCUCGAAGGUGGAUAAGCUGAAAAAAACAAAGAGUGGAUCCCAAAAGAUGGUGGAGGAGAUGUCAAAGAGUAACGAGCUCUCUGCACAAACUUUAUCAUCCAUUCAAUCAUUCACUAAAAUAAGAGAGGAUCCACCGGGUUGUUCUAUAAAGGAUGUUAUGACCUUGGUGGAGGAGUGUGGUGCUGUUGAAGGGACAAAUGAACACUUCAUUGCAACUGAAAUUUUCAUCAAGAAGGAUCAAAGAGAGAUGUUUGUUAAUUCAUUGCGCACUCCUGCAGGACGCUUUGCAUGGCUUAAGAAGAAGUAUGAUGUGAAGUAUGGAAAUUAGAUGAAUGCAAUGUGGCCAUGAAAUGUAUCACUUUAAUUUAGUUGUCAUUUAAUUUCAGAACUAUCUACUGAAGAGACAUGUUUGUAUGGGUUAUUUGAUUUUCAGUUCUGAACUAUUAUUGGAUUGUAUCACCUUGUUGUAUGGGUUCUGAACUACUAUUUUCAGACCUAUGUCAUGUAAUCUUGUUGGAUUAUUUUCAUAUAUAUGUCAUGCACUAUUAUUGAAUUAUUUUCAGAUAUAUAUCUCUUGGAUUAUUUUCAUAUGUAUGGCAUGCAGUACUGUUCGAUUAAUUGUAGAUAUGCAGUACUAUUCUAAUUGAUUUUGUAUGUCUCCCUUUGUAGAUGUCAAGUGAGAGUGAAGAUGGUUCAUCAGAUGAAGAAUAUGAUUGUGAUUUGCUUGCCAUGCAAUUGUUUGAAACUGUGACAAGCAAUAUUUCUUCAACUCGAAGAAUGGCAGAGAGUUAUCACUCUCUCUACAUGAAUAAGGCUGCGCCUAGGACAUCAAGACUUAGUGGAAUGGGAUGGGUGCAAGAAACUUUGGCCACACCAGGUGAAUGCUAUAGGAUGCUUCGCAUGAAUGGCAACACCUUUCUUGCAUUACAUGAUCUUUUGGUUGAUAAAUAUAAGUUGGCACCUACUGUGCACAUGCAUACAAUGGAGGCACUUGCAAUUUUUUUGUACAUUCUAGGUGAUGGUUCAUCAAACCAAAGGGCACAAAACUGUUUCAAGCAUUCUGGUGAGACAAUAUCAAGAAAAAUUGAAGAAGUAUUGUUUGCUGUUGUGGAGUUGGGACGUGAUAUUGUUCGUCCAAAGGAUCCAAACUUUUCUAAUGUCCAUGAGAGAAUUAGGAAGGAUCGUCGUAUGUGGCCACACUUCAAAGAUUGUAUUGGGGCGGUUGAUGGUACUCAUAUCCUUGCAGUUGUUCCAGAUGAUGAUAAGAUUAGAUAUAUUGGUAGAUCAAAAUCAACCACUCAGAAUGUGAUGGCUAUUUGUGACCAUGAUAUGAGAUUUACCUAUGCAUCUAUUGGACAACCUGGCUCGAUGCAUGACACAACCGUGCUAUUUAAUGCAUUGAGAACCGAUAUAGAUAUCUUUCCCCAUCCUCCCCAAGGAAAAUAUUAUCUUGUCGAUGCCGGCUAUCCAAAUCGUCCUGGGUACUUGGCACCAUAUAAGGGACAAAGGUACCAUGUCCCGGAAUUUCGAAGAGGUUCAGCACCAAGUGGAGUGAAGGAAAAAUUCAAUUUCUUACACUGUAGCGUGCGCACUAUAAUUGAGAGAUGCUUUGGUGUAUGGAAGAUGAAGUGGCGAGUUCUCCUCAAAAUGCCUAGCUUCCCAUUGUGGAAACAAAAAAUGGUUGUGGCGGCAACAAUGGCAUUGCAUAAUUUUAUUCGUGACCAUAAUGCUCCGGAUAGGCAUUUUCAUAGGUUUGAAAGGAAUCCGGAUUAUGUGCCUACCAUUCCAUCUAGAUUUAGGAGAUAUGUCAUUUCUCAAGAUGCAUCGGAUACAUCUACCGAGGGUCAAAGUGAUGUAUCCAUGGAUGCAUUUCGUGAUGACCUAGCCGGCCGUAUCGCAGGAUGAUGGCUUUUCUACUCUUUUGGUCUAUUGCAGGAUGAUGGCUGUUCUACUCUUUUGGUCUAUGUUUAGAUGACAAUGCUACCGGUUAUUAUUUCUAAACAUUUGUAUUAUUACAUAUAUGUCAUGCACCAACUAGAACUUUAUCAAUUUUAUUUUAAUUAAAUUUUAACCUUCCAUAUUAGUGUUCAAAUAUUAAGGAGAAAUAACUGUUAUUAAUCCUACGUCAAAUAAACAAGAAAACAAUAAGGGUAGUAUUGUCUAUCUCCCCCUUAUCAUCUCUUUCAGAAUUUCUGGAGCUGAGCAGGCUUGCCAAACGCUUUCAGGAGUAUCUCUAGCUCCAACAGGAGCUAGCUCCCACUGGAGUUGGAGUUUGGAGCUAGG